This is a messenger RNA of Microcebus murinus (gray mouse lemur), 5004 nucleotides long. NCBI's taxonomy places the organism in Eukaryota, Metazoa, Chordata, Mammalia, Primates, Cheirogaleidae. The record is from RefSeq and is a predicted model, not a curated record.
CGGCGCUGGCGGUGGCUGCGGCAGCGGCGGCAUUUUAGUCGGCGGCAGCGGCGGCCACGGGGCUGCUGCUCCUCCCAGCAUCCCUGGCGCGGCCAUUUCAGCCCCAUCUUGGCCGAGGGGAGGGAGCUGCAGCCGCCGCUUCAGCAGUUUGAAUUUCAGUUUCUCUUGGUACGAAUCCGGCGCACCAAGGAGGAGCCGAAGAAGCAGCCACCGCUACCUCACACAGCGGCGCGCCUCCGCUCGCUGGCCUGCGGUCUGCCGCCGCCCCUCACUCUCUCAAGAGCCGCGAGGGGAGGCCGAGACCGCCGCCGCCGCCGCCGCCCGCGGGGGUGGCUCCCCCUGUAAGGGGAGGACCGAGCCGGCUUUCCCCUCCCCCAGAGCGGGUUUCCGCCAGAGACAGUCGACAUGUCCCUGGGGCUGAGCUCCGGCUAGAGCCGGGGAGGAAGGGCCGCCCGCCCGCGCCGCAGCCCCGCCGCCUGUCCGCGGACCUUCAGCCAACCCCGGCCCGCGGCUCCUGGCUGAAUUAGGAAUCUUCGGCUCCGGACACGCCACUCCUUCCCCUUCUUCCCUCAGUCGGAGAGCUCAGAGCGGACGCCGGCACUGGCCUGAGGAGCCCGAGCGGGGCAGCACCGCCCCUCACGCCGCCGCCGCCGCCGCCGCCGCCUCCUCCUCCUCCUCCUCCUCCUCCUCCUCUCCCUCCCACUCCCACCCCCAGCCAAGGCCUGCUGACCGCGCGGAGCUGGACUGAACGCGGCGGCCCAGAGACGGGAGAGGAAGCAGCCGGCCCGCCCCUGAGAUCGCGCUCUCGCCGCCACAGAGGGGAUUGAAUUGAGGCGCCGCGGCUGCGGGCGGCAAAGAGCAAGGAGGAGCCGCCGCGGGACUGAGAAGGGAGCAGAGCCGAAGAGACCGACACUGAAGGAAACGGGGAGGAGGAUGUCUCACCGAGCGGCCGGGGCCCGGAUCAGCCUGUGACUCUUACAGCGGCGGGCCUCAGACCCCAGCGCGGACUCGGACUUUGUCUUUGGGGGACCGUGCUCUGCCCUCCCCAGUUUCCGGCAGGAUCCCAGAGGAGCCGGCGUGCCUCUCUGCUCUCCAGCCUUCACCAUGUCCAAGAUGCCGGCCAAGAAGAAGAGCUGCUUUCAGAUCACCAGUGUCACCACGGCCCAGGUGGCCACUAGCAUCACGGAGGACACCGAAAGCCUGGACGACCCGGACGAGUCACGCACAGAGGACGUCUCCUCAGAGAUUUUCGACGUCUCUCGGGCCACGGAUUAUGGCCCUGAGGAGGUCUGCGAGCGCAGCUCCUCUGAAGAGACGCUCAACAAUGUUGGGGAUGCAGAGACUCCUGGGACCGUCUCCCCAAAUCUACUCCUGGAUGGGCAGCUGGCGGCCGCAGCGGCUGCUCCCGCCAACGGAGGAGGAGCCGUUUCAGCCCGGAGCGUGGCUGGGGCGCUCGCCAGUACCCUGGCGGCGGCUGCCACCUCAGCCCCCGCCUCCGGAGCACCGGGCGGGGGCCCAUCUGCCGGGCCAGGGGCUGCAGCCCCGGCUCAGCCUCCCACGACUUGUAGUUCCCGUUUUCGCGUGAUCAAGCUGGACCACGGGAGCGGGGAACCUUAUCGACGCGGCCGAUGGACGUGUAUGGAAUACUAUGAGCGGGAUUCAGACAGCAGCGUCCUAACCAGGUCCGGGGAUUGCAUUAGACACAGCAAUACUUUUGACCAGACUGCAGAGCGGGACAGCGGCCUGGGCGCCACCGGAGGGUCGGUGGUGGUAGUGGUGGCCUCCGUGCAGGGGGCGCACGGGCCCGACUCGGGAACUGACAGCUCCUUGACUGCUGUGUCACAGCUACCCCCGUCAGAGAAAAUGAGCCAGCCCACUCCGGCCCAGCCGCAGAGUUUUAGCGUUGGGCAGCCACAGCCGCCGCCGCCCGUAGGUGGGGCUGUGGCUCAAAGCUCGGCUCCACUACCGCCGUUCUCGGGAGCCGCGGCCGGGCCUCAGCCAAUGAUGACAGCCGCGCAGCUAAGUCAGCCCCAGGGAACGGGGCCGGGUGGACAGGGUCUGCCUCCGACGAAUGUAACCCUGGCGCAGCCGGCCAUGUCCCUGCCUUCGCAGCAGGGCCUGACCGUCGGCGCUACUGCAACGCAGCAGCCCCAGCAGUUCGCGUAUCCCCAGCCGCAGAUACCGCCGGGGCAUUUGCUGCCCGUCCAGCCCUCUGGCCAAAGUGAGUAUCUGCAGCAGCACGUGGCCGGCCUGCAGCCGCCAAGCCCUGCACAGCCCUCGUCCACGGGUGCCGGAGCGAGCCCUGCCUCGGCGGCCAGCCUUCCCGUGGGCACCGGCCAGAAUGCCUCCUCAGCGGGUGCGCAGAUAAUGGGGGCGUCUUCCCUGCCCAGUGAAGCCGUAGCCCCGGGGCCAGGACCAGCGCAAGGCGGGCAGGCGGCGCCUUGUCAGCCAGCUGGAGUGCCCCCAGCUGCUGUGGGAGGCGUGGUGCAGCCGUGCAUGGGUCCUACAGGGGCAGGGCAGCCCCAGUCCGUGCCUCCGCCGCAGUUGGGUGGCAGUGGUCCGCUGUCAGCCGUACCUGGUGGCCCUCACGCCAUGGUGCCCGGAGUUCCAAACGUGCCUGCAGCCGUGCCCGCUCCAAGCGUGCCUAGUGUGUCUACCACUUCUGUUACUAUGCCAAAUGUACCCGCGCCUCUGGCCCAGUCGCAGCAGCAGAGCAGCCAUACACCAGUUAGCAGGAGCAGCAGCAUUAUCCAGCAUGUUGGGCUGCCCUUAGUGCAAGGCACACACAGUGCACCAACAAGUCUACCACAAUCUGACCUAAGCCAGUUUCAGGCUCAGACUCAGCCUUUAGUCGGGCAAGUUGACGAUACUAGAAGAAAAUCAGAACCCCUACCUCAACCACCACUUUCUCUCAUUGCUGAAAAUAAGCCUGUUGUGAAGCCUCCUGUUACAGAUGCCCUGGCAAACCCCCUUCAGUUAACACCUAUGAACAGUCUGGCCACCUCUGUGUUCGGCAUAGCUAUUCCCGUUGAUGGUGAUGAAGACAGGAAUCCUUCAACUGCUUUCUACCAAGCGUUCCAUUUGAACACGUUUCAGGAAUCAAAGAGCCUCUGGGAUAGAUACCAGAAACUUUUUAAGGUAUCAGAAAUGAGGCAAGUUGCUGUAUCUGUAGUUUCUCAUGGGUUGAAAAUAUUUUCUCUUCUCCUUGGAGGCUGUUGUCCAGAGCCAAAGAAGUUAACGGAUACUUGUCUAUAUGCAUCUGGGGGAGGUGUUGUAGCCAUUGACAACAAAAUAGAACAAGCAAUGGAUCUGGUGAAAAGCCAUUUGAUGUAUGCAGUAAGAGAAGAAGUGGAAGUUUUAAAGGAACAAAUAAAAGAAUUAGUUGAAAGAAACUCUUUACUUGAACGAGAAAAUGCACUCUUAAAAUCUCUUUCAAACAAUGAUCAAUUAUCCCAACUCCCGGCCCAACAGGCCAAUCCUGGUAGCACUUCUCAACAGCAAGCAGUGAUAGCACAGCCUCCGCAGCCAACGCAACCUCCACAGCAGCCGAAUGUCUCCUCAGCAUAAAGCUUUCUUAAGCCUCAUUAAGAAAAAACUGAAAGCAAUCUAUCCUUGUGUGCCACUGGUGUUCUUUCCACUUUAUACGAAAGCAAGUAGCCAUGCUUUGGUUGUGUGUUUGGCCUUUUCAGUAUUAGACAAUCAUUCUACAAGAGCUUUUCCUCUUUCUGAGAUGUCAUGCAACAUUGUUGAUGUCCAGUUCUAUGUCAUCAGGACACAAGGAGAAUAAGAGAUGGGGUUUAUUAAAGCGAGCAAAGUCUGCAUUUUACCUGGUGCGCAUGAAUGGGGUCUUUAAGAGUUUUGGUGGCUCUCCCACGUUUCCUAUUACCCUGAGCCUUCCUAUCACAUUAUAAAUAAUAGUUCAUCUAAAGAGCCACUUUUCUUUUAAUAUCAGUAACAUUUGCCUAUAUAAGUUUUCAUUUAUUUGUGUUUUAUUUAUUACAGGGCUGCUAUUUUCAUAAUGUACAUGAACAAUGUCACAGAACUUUUUUAAUUUUUUGAAUAAUUAUCAGUAAAGGAAUUGAAAGACAGGAUUGCAUUUAAUAGAUAAAACGUUUAGGCAAUAAUUGAACAAAAGAAUCCUGGCAUAUUUCUAACACUAAUGGCAAUUUACCUUUGGUAUUUAUUUUCAGUAGUCAAGACCCAGCUUGAAUGUAAAUUUUGUAUAGUGUAAGUAUGAAGAACAUAGUGCAACUGUACAGGUAGUCACCAGUUAUUGUGAUAUAAUAAAUAAUUGGGCUAUUUUGAUGAAGAAAACUUUGUUCAUUUGUUUCUACUUUCUAAUAGAGAAAUUGCCACGAUUCCUCUGCUUUUCAACAUUUCGUAUGACUUUUUUUUCGGGUGGGAAUAAAAAGCUGUGAAAUUGUUCAACCUACUUUGUAACCAAAGAAGCAAAGCUGUGUAAUGGAGUUUUUUUUUUUUUUUUUUUUUAUAAUGCACAUUCUUUAUGUAUUUUUAUUUAGUGUUUUCUUGGUCACAAUUUUCUUUGCUGUCUAGCAUGAUCUGCAUGACCUAUAAUCUUUGAACCACUUUCGUACCUCAUGUUUUUAAUCCAGCACUCUUAUGUAAUAUGUACUAGUCUGUGAACAAUGUCAAAUAAAGAACGAACAGGUAGUAUGGUGGAGCUGAGCUAGUGUACAAUACACUAGUUGUAAAAAAAAAAAAAAAUGAAGUGAGCCAUCUUUUGUUCAUUUAAAAUGGUGUUUUGAAUUUCGUAUGCAGAAAACGUUUUGUUACAUUGCAGAUUUUAAUGUAUUUAAUAAAUGCAACAUGCAGAUUAAGUGCAGUGUAUACUGAGUAUUUAAAUUAAAAUGUACAUUUCAUAAAUACAGUUUCAAGAGAAAGCAUCAUUUUGUGUAUACUAACACAUUAAGUGUAUGUCAGAAAUUGAUGUAUAAAUAUAUAUUUUAACACAUUUUCUGAAAUUAAACUGCAGUUUUGUUGAAA